AGCGCAUACAAUGAGCGAUUCGUUAACCGCGUUGUUCAUACCCAUCAACUAUGUCGGGCCCGUCAACGCGUCCAUCGGUUUGGCACAAGUGCUCAAACAUAGCGGCCAUCGAGUGGUCUUCGCGGCGAGAAAUGAGUGGUCAAAGCGAUUGAAAAGUCUUGACUUUGAGGUCGAGAUAUUGGGCGAAGAGACGGCUGGAGUGGCCGUGGAUUCGGCCGACGCUAACGCACAGCAAAUAACGUCCACUUUCGUGGACAGCACACCGUUGGCGAAGGCCUUGCACUGCAUGUCCACCGUAUUGACGGUUACCAUAAGCGAAGCCCAUAAAGACGAGCCCAUACUUAAGGCGCUCAUUAAACGCCUCAAACCGGACGUUAUUAUCACCGAUCAUGUCAUUACUCUGCCAUCGAUUGCCGGUUCCGAUAUUCCCUGGAUAUUCAGUUAUAGCGCUAAUCCGUUGUCUUUGGACACGGGUUACGAAGACAAACGUCUCCCGCCAUCCAUAUUAGGUUUGCCCAUAAAUAGCGACAAACAUUUAUGGGAAGAAUACAGACAACAGUUAAGAGACGCGCGAAGAGAUGGUUGGUUGAAAUAUAGGGAUUGGCUCAUCACUAAUGGCUGUCCGUUAGUUCCCGAGGAAUUCCAGUUCUGGAUUCCCUCGCCUUUCGCUAACCUCUAUAUGUUUCCCGAAGAACUCGAUUACACGGAUGUCAGGCCUUUGCCAAACACUUUCCAUCGCUUUGAUUGUAUGAAACGUAUGGCAAAUGAAGAGACGUUUGAAUUGCCGGACAAACUCAACAAUAGGUCCGGAAAAUUGAUUUAUCUAUCGUUGGGUUCAAUGGGUUCAGCAAAUGUGCCGCUAAUGAAAAGAUUGAUUGACAUUUUGGCCAAAUGUGAGCACAAAUUCAUUGUCUCGAAAGGCGUUAAACACAAUGAAUACGAAUUGGCGGCCAAUAUGUGGGGCGAGAGGACUGUCCCGCAGCUGAAAGUGUUGCCAAUCGUAGACUUAGUCAUAACACACGGCGGCAACAAUACGGUCACCGAAAGCGUGUAUUUCGGGAAACCAAUGAUAGUUUUGCCCCUAUUUUACGAUCAAUACGACAACGCUAUGAGAAUCGAUGAAAAGGGUUUCGGCGUUCGUCUCAAUCCAUACGAGUGUUCGGAAUCACAACUCCUUUCAGCGAUAGAUACGCUAUUAAACGACACAAAACUUAAGCAAAAGCUGACAAAAGUGUCACAAAGAAUCCAAACCGAGAAUAAUAUCAAGACUAUUGUUAAAAUCGUUGAGAGUUUGGUUAAAUAG
Medioppia subpectinata is the source of this 1303-nucleotide messenger RNA. Lineage: Eukaryota; Metazoa; Arthropoda; Arachnida; Sarcoptiformes; Oppiidae. The record is from the annotation of a GenBank genome assembly.